This is a messenger RNA of Abrus precatorius (Indian licorice), 2224 nucleotides long. RefSeq names its product F-box protein At2g26850-like. Gene Ontology annotation, molecular function: protein binding. The record is from RefSeq and is a predicted model, not a curated record. The transcript has 5 exons. NCBI's taxonomy places the organism in Eukaryota, Viridiplantae, Streptophyta, Magnoliopsida, Fabales, Fabaceae. The coding region runs from base 628 to 1809 and encodes 393 amino acids.
GUUUCCGUUUUGAAUUGUUAGUGUAUGCAUUAAUUGGUACAAUUAUUGUUGCCUAACUCAUCCCACGUGGCUUGUAUUUCCUUCAAUCUCCUAGAUUUCAGCUUGUUAUUCUCAUAAUCAUGUGAUUUCAAGCUCCGUUGGAUUAAAAAUUUGAUCCACCAUGUUUCUUUUGGUGUCAUCAUCGUUGGAAUCUAAGCAAGUAGUAUAAUGCUUUGUUUUGCUUUGCUACCCUUCUCUCAACACCUCUCCAUCAAUCACUGAACAGCUGCCUCCCACUGCCCGUACAUAUUGCCUCUCUCCAUUGUGGGAAUUCACUGUGUGAAGAUGCUAACACAAUUUUAAGUAGCAUCCUUGAUGUUUGUUUUGUGUUCAAUUAGGAAAGUGCUUUUUAACUAACCAGCUGUGAAAGCUUGUCGGUUGUGUAGUUUACACAAGUCCUUCUCUCAGAGCAUUGCUCUAAGACAGUUAGACAAAAGCCAUCGGUUUGGCCAAACCACCACUCUCCUCUUCCAUUGGUGGAUCUUGUUUCUCUCUAAUAGAAAACCAUUUUGUGUUGAGUUUCAGCUUUUUGAUGCAGCUUCUGCCAAUCUCAAUUAGACCCUUUUGAUAAAUUGACCUCCAAUUACAAUGCUUUAUUUCCUUAUAUCUUUUGUGUCCUUUCUCAUUCUCUCCAAGUCCUUUACCAGUAAGCCUUUUUCAUCUGGGGAAAGUGGGACCAAACUUGUGUCAAGCGGUUUUUUGGGGGGUCUUUCAAGUUGGCUGGUUUCUCGGCUCAGGAAAGGAAGCAACCCUUCUAGCUUUUUUCAGUUUUCUCUUGGCAUGUCGUUGAAAAAGAAGAGUUGUGUAUCUAAAGUGGAGAAUGGAGAAGAGGAAAGUAAGGUUUCUCUCUUGGAUUUGCCUGAUUUGCCAUUGGAGUGUAUCCUUGAGCACCUUUCACCAGCUGAAUUAUGUAGUUUGGGAACAGUAUGCACAUCUCUCAGGGAAAGAAGUAGAAGUGAUCACUUAUGGAACAAACACAUGGAAAGGAAAUGGGGUAAAGUCUUUGGUGAUGCUGCAUAUAGACAAUGGAAAUUGCACGUAGCUUCCCAAAACACUGAAAAGAUCUCCAAUCAGCACAGUCAGAAAGGAAUAUUUGCUUUCCUUCAUGGAUUUCAACCCUUCCUAUGGAUUAAAUCAAAAUCAGAAAACGGCACACAAUCAAGGAGCUCCUCACCAGAUGAUUCAAUAGUGGCUCUAUAUCUUUCUCUUGAGACUGGCAAAUUUUGGUUCCCAGCUCAAGUCUAUAACCGUGAGAAUGGUCAUGCCGGGUUCAUGCUUUCAUGUUAUGAUGCCCAACUUUGCUAUGACUCUAGAACUGACACUUUUCUGGCAAGGUACUCACCACAUGGGAGAUGGACAACUGAGGAAAACAUACAAUGGGACCGGCUGAGAGUGCCACCAAUUGACUCUUCUCCACACGCUCUUCAUAUCUCUGACUGUUUGGAUGACUUAAGACCUGGAGACCAUAUUGAGAUCCAGUGGAGAAGAAACAAAGAGUUUCCUUAUGGCUGGUGGUAUGGUGUUAUUGGUCAUUUGGAAAAAUGUCAAGGGCAAGGGAACCAUUGCCAUUGUCACAAUAAUGAUAUGGUGCUUUUGGAGUUCACACAGUACACGGCUGGUUCUAGAUGGAGACAAACUGUGAUAAACAGGAAGCAUCAUAGAGAACAAGGCAAUGAAGUAGAUGGUUUUUAUGGUGGAAUUAGGAAGCUGCAAAGUGAAGAUGAAAUUACAAGGUGGAAGAACUUGUGGCCAACCAAAAUUGUGGAAUAGCAUCAUUGAUUUGAUACCUUAGAACUUAGUAAAUUAAGCAGAUUCACCCUUCCAAAAGUGUGAAGAUGUGAAGGAUUAGUUUGUCAAAGAACGAUGUCAUGUCAUGCUUCACUAACGGUAUAAACUUGGAAACGUGCAUUUGAUCGGAUAAUUUUUCAGGCUGUAACAUGUGUACCGCGACAUGAAAAGCAGUGUAUAGGUUGCAGUUUUCUUUUAGCACCUUUUUUUGGUCUUGUAAUACAUCUCUUCAAGACAAAACAUGUCUAUAAUAAUUAAUGGGAGAACAUAGUUCAUACUAUAAUGUUUAGCUGAAACAGAGAAGAUUCAUUCGAUUAGUAUUCAAUCUGGCAUAAUAAUGUUGCUGUUUGGCUCGUAAAAAGAACAAUACAAGAAGAAGAUAAAAAAUUGAUCUUCU